This is a messenger RNA of Enhydra lutris kenyoni (northern sea otter), 4661 nucleotides long. RefSeq names its product signal transducer and activator of transcription 3. The record is from RefSeq and is a predicted model, not a curated record. The coding region runs from base 193 to 2601 and encodes 802 amino acids. Lineage: Eukaryota; Metazoa; Chordata; Mammalia; Carnivora; Mustelidae. The transcript is spliced from 23 exons. Gene Ontology annotation, biological process: growth hormone receptor signaling pathway via JAK-STAT; cell surface receptor signaling pathway via JAK-STAT; regulation of transcription by RNA polymerase II. Gene Ontology annotation, molecular function: RNA polymerase II cis-regulatory region sequence-specific DNA binding; DNA-binding transcription factor activity, RNA polymerase II-specific.
GACGUCGCCACGGAGCGAGCGAGCCCGAACCGGAUCCUUGACGAGCACCCCUGCUCCGCGUUCUCUCUCCGCGUCUGCCAGGAGAGGCCCUGCGGCCUGAGGGAGACCCGCCGCCCGCACCCCGGCGCAAGCGCAGCCCCGGUCUAUCGGGCCCGAGCCCGAGAAACAGUUGGGACCCCUGAUUGCCACAGGAUGGCCCAAUGGAAUCAGCUACAGCAGCUCGACACGCGGUACCUGGAGCAGCUUCAUCAGCUGUACAGCGACAGCUUCCCGAUGGAGCUGCGGCAGUUUCUGGCUGCUUGGAUCGAGAGUCAGGAUUGGGCAUAUGCGGCCAGCAAGGAAUCACAUGCAACUUUGGUGUUUCAUAAUCUCCUGGGUGAGAUUGACCAGCAAUACAGCCGUUUCCUGCAGGAGUCAAAUGUUCUCUAUCAGCACAAUCUGCGGAGAAUCAAGCAGUUCCUUCAGAGCAGAUAUCUGGAGAAGCCAAUGGAGAUUGCCCGAAUCGUGGCCCGGUGCCUGUGGGAAGAGUCCCGCCUGCUCCAGACUGCGGCCACUGCAGCCCAGCAAGGGGGCCAGGCCAACCACCCCACAGCCGCCGUGGUGACAGAGAAGCAGCAGAUGCUAGAGCAGCACCUACAAGAUGUUCGGAAGCGAGUACAGGAUCUAGAACAGAAAAUGAAAGUGGUCGAGAAUCUCCAGGAUGACUUUGAUUUCAACUAUAAAACCCUCAAGAGUCAAGGAGACAUGCAGGACCUGAAUGGAAACAACCAGUCAGUGACCAGGCAGAAGAUGCAGCAGCUGGAGCAGAUGCUCACGGCGCUGGACCAGAUGCGGCGGAACAUCGUGAGUGAGUUGGCGGGGCUGUUGUCCGCGAUGGAGUAUGUGCAGAAAACUCUCACGGACGAAGAGCUGGCUGACUGGAAGAGGCGGCAACAGAUUGCGUGCAUCGGAGGCCCUCCCAACAUCUGCUUAGAUCGCCUCGAAAACUGGAUAACCUCAUUAGCGGAAUCUCAACUUCAGACCCGCCAACAAAUUAAGAAACUAGAGGAGUUGCAGCAGAAAGUGUCCUACAAGGGGGAUCCCAUCGUACAGCACCGGCCAAUGCUGGAGGAGAGGAUUGUAGAGCUGUUUAGAAACUUAAUGAAAAGUGCCUUUGUGGUCGAGCGGCAGCCCUGUAUGCCCAUGCACCCUGACCGGCCAUUGGUCAUCAAGACUGGAGUCCAGUUCACUACCAAAGUCAGAUUGCUGGUCAAGUUCCCUGAGUUAAAUUAUCAGCUUAAAAUUAAAGUGUGCAUUGACAAAGACUCCGGGGAUGUUGCAGCUCUCAGAGGGUCCCGGAAGUUUAACAUUCUGGGCACAAACACAAAAGUGAUGAACAUGGAAGAGUCCAACAAUGGCAGCCUGUCUGCAGAAUUCAAACACCUGACCCUGAGAGAGCAAAGAUGUGGUAACGGGGGCCGAGCCAAUUGUGACGCCUCCCUGAUUGUCACCGAGGAGCUGCACCUGAUCACAUUUGAGACUGAGGUGUAUCACCAAGGCCUCAAGAUUGACCUUGAGACCCAUUCCUUGCCAGUUGUGGUGAUCUCCAACAUCUGUCAGAUGCCAAACGCCUGGGCAUCAAUCCUGUGGUAUAACAUGCUGACCAACAACCCCAAGGUAGGCGCCCGUCCUCUGGAAACCGUUGUUGUCCCUCAUGUGGGUCCUUGGGCACCGCUGUCUCAUCUCACUGAGCAACCGUGUUAUUUUCAACAGAACGUGAACUUCUUCACCAAGCCCCCGAUUGGCACCUGGGAUCAAGUGGCCGAGGUGCUGAGCUGGCAGUUCUCCUCCACCACAAAGCGAGGGCUGAGCAUCGAGCAGUUGACGACAUUGGCUGAGAAACUCUUAGGACCCGGUGUGAACUAUUCAGGGUGUCAGAUUACGUGGGCUAAAUUUUGCAAAGAAAACAUGGCUGGCAAAGGCUUCUCCUUCUGGGUUUGGCUGGACAAUAUCAUUGACCUUGUGAAAAAGUACAUCCUGGCUCUUUGGAAUGAAGGGUACAUAAUGGGUUUUAUCAGUAAGGAGCGGGAGCGGGCCAUCUUGAGCACCAAGCCCCCAGGCACCUUCCUGCUACGGUUCAGUGAAAGCAGCAAAGAAGGAGGUGUCACCUUCACUUGGGUAGAGAAGGACAUCAGCGGUAAGACCCAGAUCCAGUCAGUGGAACCAUAUACUAAGCAGCAGCUGAACAACAUGUCAUUUGCUGAAAUCAUCAUGGGCUAUAAGAUCAUGGACGCUACCAAUAUCCUGGUGUCUCCGCUGGUCUAUCUCUACCCCGACAUUCCGAAGGAGGAGGCGUUUGGAAAGUACUGUCGACCAGAGAGCCAGGAGCAUCCCGAAGCUGACCCAGGUAGUGCUGCUCCAUACCUGAAGACCAAGUUUAUCUGUGUGACACCAACGACGUGCAGCAAUACCAUUGACCUGCCGAUGUCCCCCCGCACUUUAGAUUCAUUGAUGCAGUUUGGAAAUAAUGGUGAAGGUGCUGAGCCCUCAGCAGGAGGGCAGUUCGAGUCCCUCACGUUCGACAUGGAGUUGACCUCGGAGUGCGCUACCUCCCCGAUGUGAGGCACUGCGGGCUGAGGCUGCAGAGAGCAAGGACGGAGGCACCUACCUGUGUUUCACCACCCUUACACAGCCAGCCCCAGAUCGUCUGAGACUCCUCUAACUUUGUGCUUCCAGAUUUUAAUCUCCUACUUCUGCUAUCUUUGAGCAAUCUGGGCACUUUUAAAAAUAGAGAAAUGAGUGAACGUGGGUGAUACGCUUUUACCUAAAUGCAAAUAAGAAUGUGUUCUCUGAGACUGUGACCGGCGGGGAUGUGGAAGGGGUGGCAAGAGGGAGAGAGAGUGGAGAUGUUCUGGUCUUUUCUUGCUGCCCGGCCCUCCUCUCUCAGCAGCUCAUGUUGUCCUUGGACAAGUGCCUCCUGGUGCCCGCAGAUCCCUCUGUAAGCUCACGCCACAGGCUGCCUCUAGCUACGUUACUCCUGGCAUUGCACUUUUAACCUUGCUAACAACCAAAUAGAAGAUAGGACUUUCACAGCCCCUAGGUUUCUUUUUAAAUUAAAAAAAAAAAAUUAAAGGGCAAAAAACACUGUAUUGGCAUAGCCUUUUCUGUAUUUAAGACAACUCAGUCAAUAGCCUUCUUGGUGCUUUAGGCAUUCAGCUUUCUUCAGGCUGAUAAUUUAUAGAAAUCCUGAAAUGGGCUUCAGAUCCAGUCCUUAAAAGACAUCUGAAGCUGUGGCUUGGCCUUUGGUUAUGAAAUAGGAAGGUUGAAGGACAACCUAAACAUCCUAGACAUUUUUUAAUAAACAAAGUUUUUAUUUUCCCCUUUAAUGUGUUGGCCUAUUAGUAGGUAAGGCUGGGCAGAGGAGUGCUUACCACCUGUCAUUUCCCGACGCCCCAGCCCACCCACCUCCAUCUCCCUGGACUUCUGCUCCUGUUCCAUAGCCUGGGCUGUUCUGUGGGUGCCUUAUAAGGGAUGGGGUGAUCCUUCCUUCCUCCCUGUCCACCUUACUUCCCUUGUGUAGGGCUCCUUCCAGUGUCUAAAGGUCCCCUGUUCUGUUUGCUUUGGGUAUCCCGGAAUAAGAAGGCGAGAGUUAACAGGUGGAACACAACAGACUGUGGGGCCCCAGCCAAGGGUCUAGUUGAGCUCAGGGAAUAUGGUUCUUAUCCCGGUUUCUUGAUGUUUUCUGGCGGCACCUCUAAUCCCUUCUUCACUUGGUUAAGCCAGGGGCAAAGGCUUACUGAUAAACUUGAGGUCUAUCCCUCGUGUGAGGGAGUGUACACCCUGGCCUCCCCCCGCCGCCACCUCAGCCCCCAGUGCUGGUGACAGUCUUCUCCCCAUUGGGGCCUUGCAGAUGAAGCUGGUGACUGUCUUCUCCCCAUUGGGGCCUCACAGAUGAAGCAGAAGCACUCCCCAUUUACUGUACGUUUCAGAACACUUCGUGCUCUCCAGUAUUUGGGCCGCCUCUCUCCCAGAGGCCCAACUAGAUCAGGCAGUCCAGGACCACCUUAUCCCAGUUGGUGGGAGUGCUGUUUGUUUUACCCAUACUCACCAGGUUCAGAAAUAAGGGGAUGGGGACCUUCUCUCCAAGACAGACAGGGGUUGUGCUUGGCCAUCCCUGUCCUUUGGCCUAGACACGUUGGUAGGUAGCACAGAGCUCUCCCUUUUCCAGCAACACUCUUCACUUCAUAAUAAGCUUAACUCAGAAACUGAGAGAUGAUUUAGAUCAGAGGGACCUGGGGCAAGGAUCCAGGCUUCUCUGGAGCCGAUAUUGUAAAGUUCGUGGCUUUGAGGUAGCAUGUGUAUCUGGUUUUAACUCUGAUUGUAGCAAAAGUUCUGAGAGGAGCCCAGGCUUGGCCCCUCCCUUCAAGAAUCGAACCCUCCAGGACCUGCCUGCUUUCUCUCUGCUGUCUCCCCCUGCCCAUCCCCAGCCCAGUCCCUAUAGAUGGCUCAAACUACCUGCUCAGUGGCUUGUGGGCUGCUAUCCUGGUCACCGCAUCAGAUUCCACUGUAUACUUCAUAGUGUAAAAAUUUAUAUUAUUGUGGGGUUUUGGUUUUUUGUUUCAUUUUUGUAUAUUGCUGUAUCUACUUUAACUUCCAGAAAUAAAAGUUAUAUAGGAACCGUC